Messenger RNA from Larimichthys crocea (large yellow croaker), 2834 nucleotides. RefSeq names its product sorting nexin 8a (gene snx8a). The record is from RefSeq and is a predicted model, not a curated record. Gene Ontology annotation, cellular component: early endosome membrane. Lineage: Eukaryota; Metazoa; Chordata; Actinopteri; Sciaenidae. Gene Ontology annotation, biological process: intracellular protein transport; early endosome to Golgi transport. The transcript has 14 exons. The coding region runs from base 261 to 1811 and encodes 516 amino acids. Gene Ontology annotation, molecular function: phosphatidylinositol binding.
AACCAGGAAAUAAAAAAUAGGACUUUUCUUCCCGGAGUAUAUGGUGAAUUCCAGACUGCAUCAUGAUCAGAGCUGCUGAUCGUGAGACAUCUGCUGAGUAAUAAAACACAGGCAGCAGCAGCAGCAGCAGCAGCAGCAGCAGCUUCAUCACACCUUCAAAAUGUAAAAGAUCACAUUACUGCAGGAUGUGACACACUCAUUAGCCACCAGCGCGUGAAAUCACAUGGAGGUGCUCUUGUGCUCACAUGACAGUCUGAACCAUGGCAGGAGAGAUCAAUGAAGGCUCAGUUCCUGCCUAUUACAGGGAAGUAUAUGAGGCCAUAUGCUGUAGGACAGAUGAGAGAGUGCAGGUUGAAGUUUUUCAGCGGUUGCUCCAAAGGACCGAUCUCUCCAAGGCUGUUUUAGGCCAGAUUGCUGAGCAUGUUGACUCCACAGACGGAUUCCUGAGCAAGUUGUCACUCUAUAAAGCGCUCGCUUUGAUUGCUCUUGCUCAGCAAGGAAAGCAACCGAGUCCCAAACUCUUGGAGAACUGCAUACAAGAGUUACCAAAACCUCAGCUCGGGGAGCCGAGGGACUUGAAUGCAUUGAGGAUGCAGCCAGCUCAAGAGGAUGUACUGACGGUGUCCCAGACGCUGGACAAACUUCUGGCCCGGGACACAGUCCAGGUGGAGCUCAUACCUGAGAAGAAGGGCUUGUUUCUCAAACAUGUGGAGUACCAGGUCACCAGCCAGCGAUAUAAAGUAUCAGUUUACCGACGCUAUAGCGAUUUCGAUGUCUUCCAUGAGGUUUUGCUUCAGAGAUUUGCCUACAGAGUGGUGCCGGCACUACCACCUAAAAGAAUGUUAAAGGGAGUCCUGACUUCCGUCUCUGAGCGUGAGUUCAUCGAGGGCAGGAGGCGUGCUCUUGGAAGAUUCCUAAACUUGGUGGCACGGCAUCCCUUCUUCUCAGAGGACGAGCUGGUCAAGACCUUCCUCACCUUCAGUGGCUCUGAUGUUCAGACUAAGCUGCGUGACACUUACAAGAAAAUGGGUGAUGAGUUCAUGACCAACAGAACUGCAACCCUUGCAAAGGAAUAUCUCCCUGCUGACAUUCAGGCCCAGUUCUCAACAAGCAGGGAGCUGAUUAGAAAUAUUCACAACAGCUUCCAAAAACUGCGCGACAGAGCUGAGAAAAUGGCAGAACGCUCAAAAGAGAAUGCAACAGAUCUUCUCAUGUUUGGCAGAGAGCUCAGUACGCUGGGCUCAGAUGCUUCGUCUCUUCCCUCCUUGGCCUCUUCACAAAGCACCUGGGGGACCCUGCGUCAGUCUCUGAAGAGUCUGUCUGUGGAGUUCGCCGUGCUGUCUGACAAGGCUGCUCAGCAGGGCAGACGGGAAGAGGAUGAUGUUGUGGAAAAACUGAAUCUUUUCCUGGAUUUGCUGCAAUCGUACAAAGAUCUCUGCGAGCGCCAUGAGAAGGGCGUACUCCACGAGCACCAGAGAGCUCUGCACAAGUACAGCGUGAUGAAGAGGCAGAUGAUGAGCGCCACAGUGCAGCCUAAAGAGCAGGCAUCUGUGGAACAGCUGGAAUCCCGAAUUGUUCAGCAAGAAAACGCCAUUCAGACGAUGGAGCUGCGUAACUACUUCUCCCUGUUCUGCCUUCAUCAAGAGACACAGCUCAUCUUCAUCUACCUUCCGAUCACAUCCCACAUUCUGGGGGCCUUCGUUAACUCCCAGGUCCAAGGACACAGAGAGAUGGGAGAGGUGUGGAACGAACUCCAGCCAAAACUCGGAUGUCUCUUUGGUGGCAACAAUGGAUUGAGACCCCCCAUCUGACACUUAAAUCCAUGAGGUGAAAGGAGAGAAACACUGCCACUGACGCGGAUCAAAAACUGGAAAAUAACUUGCUCUGCAAGCUACAAGAGAUUAAAGAAAGCACAACUUUUCUAUUACACAUUAUACAUUCCAUUCAAUAAGAGGAGUUUUAAUGUAAAUGGAUUUUCAACUUCUCAACCUAUUUUGGGUUUAAUCAUCAAUCAUACAGGUGGAAAAGACUGUGAGCUCAAAACUGUGCCAAUUCUUUGCUGGAUGAGGAAAUUAUUUCCAUUUCUGAAUCAAGGAAGGAAAAUCCUCUAAAUGUUGUUUUUAUAAGGGAGCAAUCAACAUGUCAGACUUGACUAUAUUCAUACAUUGCAACUCAUUUCCUAAAGCACUUGCUUAUAACUUAACCAUGUAAGUUUUAUACACUAAAAUAGUUGAGAAGAAAUUGCAAGGGACAGAGUUUUACUUUUUUUUUUAAAAGGAUGGGAUUAUUUUAAAUCUCCAGUCAUUAAGGUUUCUGUUUUUUUACUUACUGAAUAACAUUAGACCAAUGUAUUUUUGACAUAGAUUUUAGUUUAUAAAGGAUGUGUAGCAACAUACUAUGCAUUUUUAUGGACGAUUGUGAUAUUUCUCUCAUUGUUAUAAUGCAUUACUUUUGCUGCAUCUUUGCUUUCUCGUUUUAAAUUGUUCACUCCCGGUUUUGUUUUAUAAGCUAUUUUUAAAGGCGUAUUCAGAAAUCUAUUAAUUAAAGAAUGAUUGCACCUCUUGAACAUGUGGCAUAACAUCAACAAUAACACUAUAAGCUAUUGAUUUACUACCAAAGAUAUGAUACUGAUUCACUGAAAUACAGAGAUGUGCAAGUUUAAGUUUAAUGAUCACUACUUUUAAGAUUUUCGGCCAUAUCAUAUAUAUAUGAAGACUAUUUUUCACAGUUGCAGAUGUGAUAUAAAUUUGUAAUAAUGGCAAGCCUGAUGUGGAUAUUGGUUUAAAGUUUAACUUUUAGAUAUUUGGCUUGGAAACCUUGUUGCACAUUUCUGU